Strongylocentrotus purpuratus (purple sea urchin) is the source of this 2392-nucleotide messenger RNA. Its product is annotated as E3 ubiquitin-protein ligase MYCBP2-like. Gene Ontology annotation, cellular component: nucleus. Bases 212 to 2377 code for a protein of 721 amino acids. The record is from RefSeq and is a predicted model, not a curated record. The transcript is spliced from 11 exons. Lineage: Eukaryota; Metazoa; Echinodermata; Echinoidea; Camarodonta; Strongylocentrotidae.
AAUGCAUGUAACAAUUCAAGAUGGCGACUUACAUGGCAGCAGGUUGAAUGAAUACAGGAACAAAACACCAUUAGAAAGUCUUCUUCCCGUUGUUCCUGUGUCAUAUUUUGGCCAUAUAUAGACGUCUGAGAAUUUUGACACCCAUUUUGGGUGCUUAUAGUUGUAGAAGAGCUGUUGGAUUUGCAACCGAACGCGAAACAUCAGCUUGGACAUGGCAACUUUAGGCGUGGGAAAAUUAUCACAUCCACACACAGUUGGAGGAGUAGUACAAGGAAAGGAGAAGGGAUUUCGAUCACAGGGUUUCCUGACCGGCCGGGAAUCGGCGAAAGCAAUCUUCCAUGAGCUGUAUGCAGUUGCGGAUGAAAAUGCAGGGAGGAAAUCCCCAACAAAUGACAAGAAAAAGAAGAAGAAUGAAAAGAAGGGAUCUGAUCAGAAGAAGGAUAAAUCAUCUGAGAAUAUAAGCUUUCAGCCUCCCAGCAUCGAGCUACCAGAUAAUGCUUCAUCGUUCGGCACCUAUGCAGCUGUACGUCAGUGUAUCCUGGAUAGAGAGAUCAGAGAAAGAGCUAUCAUCUUGACAUGUGCUACCGAUGGAAAGACAGAAGAUGGAACAGGGGAGGAGGAGGAAGAGAAGGAAGAUGACAAGCUUGUGUCUCUCCCUAAGGUGGUUGGUCUGGGUCUACGUAGUGUCUUUGAGUUGAUUCGGCAGACACGUGCGUCUCAUCCAGACUUCUGUGCUAAAGCUCUACAAGCUCUCCUAGACAUACUCCAAGGUCAGACACCAGAGGGUCUCAGUAAAGAACCUGAUGAUAUACUGGGUUCUUUGUUUGAACUGCUGAUGAAUCUUGCUACAUCACCUUUAGAGAAUGACACUCAUUCUCUCACCACACUCAGUAGUGCUUGUCUUCUGAGUCUUAUGGUUGCUAUGGGUAACACUGGUAAACUACUCACCGGUAUCUCUGCAUUACUCAUGAUAGUCGGCCAAAGACCUACACAAGCUUUACAGGUUCCUGCCAUCAUCGUUGCUCUUCAGCGUAGUGUACAUGCUCUGCUGGUAGGCAAGACGCACUUUCCUGAUUGGUUGAAUCUAGGUGUACCUAACCAAUCACUCAUUGAUACCUGGUCUAUCCCUGGCCUUAGUCUAGAAGCAUCUAAUGCUACUGGUUACAGUGCAAUCGCCAGUGAUGGACGCUAUCUCUACAUACAUGGAGACAAGGGACUCAGAAAGAUUGGAUCAGGUUACUCUGGUACAAUAAGGGGUGAGCUAUAUGCCUGUAAUGAAGACUUCUACCCCAGUGAGAGGGGAUGGUUAGGAUUCAGUAGAAAUCAACUCCUCUUCAAGUCUUCUAUCUUAACCUUUAACUUUGUUUUGACCCUACAGGGUGAGCUAUACGCCUGUAAUGAAGACUUCUACCCCAGUGAGAGGGGAUGGUUAGGAUUCAGUAGAAAUCAACUCCUCUUCAAGUCUUCUAUCUUAACCUUUAACUUUGUUUUGACCCUACAGGGUGAGCUAUAUGCCUGUAAUGAAGACUUCUACCCCAGUGAGAGGGGAUGGUUAGGAUUCAGUAGAAAUCAACUCCUCUUCAAGUCUUCUAUCUUAACCUUUAACUUUGUUUUGACCCUACAGGGUGAGCUAUACGCCUGUAAUGAAGACUUCUACCCCAGUGAGAGGGGAUGGUUAGGAUUCAGUAGAAAUCAACUCCUCUUCAAGUCUUCUAUCUUAACCUUUAACUUUGUUUUGACCCUACAGGGUGAGCUAUACGCCUGUAAUGAAGACUUCUACCCCAGUGAGAGGGGAUGGUUAGGAUUCAGUAGAAAUCAACUCCUCUUCAAGUCUUCUAUCUUAACCUUUAACUUUGUUUUGACCCUACAGGGUGAGCUAUACGCCUGUAAUGAAGACUUCUACCCCAGUGAGAGGGGAUGGUUAGGAUUCAGUAGAAAUCAACUCCUCUUCAAGUGCCAAGAAGGAAAUGAAGCAGCAAGAAACAUACUGGUUAGAGUGGGUACCAAUGAUCUUAAAGAACAAGGACAACUUGCCAUGCCAUCAGUCGCUUGUUCCAGCUCUGGUCUAUUCUUCAGUGAUGGUAUUAAUCUUGGUAUUCUCACUUCAGUGACUGAUGACACGUUUGUAGUGCACACCCUUGGUUCCUUGAGCGCCUUCUCUGUAGGUGUAGGUGGUGAGCUUCAAGCCAAGCUAGCUAGGAAGUGUCUCAUGGCGUAUGGUGAUGCCAUGCCAGGAGGGGAUAAAGAUGCCAAAGACUCUGAAGAAAUAGAUCCUGGUACCAAUGAGGAGAUAGUGAUGGUGGGAACAGGAAAGGAAUUCUCAAUUCUCAAGACCAGCUCAGGGAAGGUGAGUGAUGUACUCUUCUAUGAUGUGUAAUCAUCAUUUAUAUCC